Messenger RNA from Ochotona curzoniae (black-lipped pika), 1331 nucleotides. RefSeq names its product derlin 2 (gene DERL2). Gene Ontology annotation, molecular function: ubiquitin-specific protease binding; misfolded protein binding. Lineage: Eukaryota; Metazoa; Chordata; Mammalia; Lagomorpha; Ochotonidae. The record is from RefSeq and is a predicted model, not a curated record. Gene Ontology annotation, biological process: endoplasmic reticulum unfolded protein response. Bases 19 to 657 code for a protein of 212 amino acids. Gene Ontology annotation, cellular component: endoplasmic reticulum membrane; Hrd1p ubiquitin ligase ERAD-L complex. The transcript has 7 exons.
CUGGCGGCGGUGGGGAAGAUGGCGUACCAGAGCCUCCGGCUGGAGUACCUGCAGAUCCCACCGGUCAGCCGCGCCUACACCACCGCCUGUGUGCUCACCACCGCUGCCGUGCAGUUGGAACUGAUCACACCUUUUCAGUUGUACUUCAAUCCUGAGUUAAUCUUUAAACAUUUUCAAAUAUGGCGGUUGAUCACCAAUUUCUUAUUCUUUGGACCUGUUGGAUUCAAUUUUUUAUUUAACAUGAUUUUUCUAUAUCGUUACUGUCGAAUGCUAGAAGAAGGCUCAUUCCGAGGCCGGACAGCAGACUUUGUAUUUAUGUUCCUUUUUGGUGGAUUCUUAAUGACUCUGUUUGGUUUAUUUGUGAGCUUGGUUUUCCUGGGCCAGGCCUUCACGAUCAUGCUGGUGUACGUGUGGAGCCGAAGGAACCCGUACGUCCGCAUGAACUUCUUCGGCCUUCUCAAUUUCCAGGCCCCCUUCCUGCCCUGGGUGCUCAUGGGCUUUUCCUUGUUGCUGGGGAACUCGAUCAUCGUGGACCUCUUGGGUAUUGCGGUUGGACACAUAUAUUUCUUCUUGGAAGAUGUCUUUCCCAAUCAACCCGGUGGAAUAAGAAUCCUGAAAACACCAUCUAUCCUGUUUUACAUCCUUAGGAAACAGUAGCUCAUGUGGAGUAGAGGAGAGGGGGAGCAGUUACAGAGUGUAUGUUGGAGAAUGAAAAAGUAAAAAUCAAUCAGUAAUCCCACUACCCAUGCCUUACUGUGAGUAUUUUUGAUGUAUAUUCUUUUAAUUUUUACUGUCUGUUCAUCUGGAAAAUGUUACAUCAUGACCUUCUCAAAGUCAAUAUGUCAGAACCAUCUUUACACCAAAAGUGUCGUACAUUCAUAGAAGUGCAGCCAUUCAUAGAAUAUCAGUGUGGCAUCAUUUUACCAGUUCCUUACAGGUGGGUGUGGACAUUGGACGUUGCCUUUUCCUUGUGUAGUUGGAGCGGUGACUAUUACUGCAGUAAUCAGUAACUUGAUGAUGAGUUCCCAAAAAUCCAUUCCUGGAAGUGGAAUUGGGAUUUUGUCUAUGGCCAGAUGCCUUCUGGGAUGGAUGUUUAGGUUCAUGUAGCAGGGUGUUCCCUCACCCACACCUCAUCAAACAAGGCAGGCUUUGUAUUUACCCUAUCCUAGUUUGAUAGGUACAAGACUAUGUCUCUAUGUUUUGUUUUGGGUUUUUUUUUCUGACUUUUGAAAGCAUUUUCAAAUUUAAAGUUACCAGUAAGAUAUGAUGGACUUUUUCUCCCUCGGGUAUUUGAAAGCAAUUUGUCAACCUAAUGUCUAUAAUCUUUCAUC